This is a messenger RNA of Spodoptera litura, 7924 nucleotides long. RefSeq lists its product as uncharacterized. NCBI's taxonomy places the organism in Eukaryota, Metazoa, Arthropoda, Insecta, Lepidoptera, Noctuidae. The record is from RefSeq and is a predicted model, not a curated record. Gene Ontology annotation, molecular function: histone binding; nucleosome binding. Gene Ontology annotation, cellular component: nucleus. Gene Ontology annotation, biological process: regulation of transcription by RNA polymerase II.
CAUUAUUUACAUUCUUAUUUUCCCGGCCGCGGUUUUAAUCAAUCAAUACAACCUGCAAUGCAUCAACCCGCGGACGCUGCGCGCGCAUUAAACGCGACCGCGAUCGCGAUGUUUUGUUUAGUACUUACAAUUCUACCAACAUACCGAACCUAACUAGGUUACCUAUUUAAAUUGAGUAUGACCUAACCCUUACGAACAUUGAAUACAAGCGCGUUCCAGCGCUCUCAUAUAAUAUGUUUUUGGAACAUGUGUUUGUCUCUGCUACUCAUAUGAAAAUUGUAUCUUGCUUUCUCCUUUUUUAUUUCAUGCUAGAAUUGACACAAACCUCUUCAGUAUACAUUCCAAACAAAAUUCAACAUGGCUUUACUUGAAGCUACUUCUAGUUAAUGGCAGCGAGCGAAUAAUUUUACUGACUUUUUUGCAUCAAUAAAUUACUUCUAGUCGGUGUAAUUUACUGUAAAAAUUCCAUUUUAUCUCAAGUUUCAAACUAGUUUAACCGGGUUUAUUUAAAAUCUGUCGAUUCUGUGUAAUUACACAUCGUUUUAUCGUUCUUGCUAGGCGCAGGUGAGGUGAUAAAAGAUAUCAGUUGUAAAUUAAAGAUGAAUUAAACAAUUGUUGCUGGGAAUUUCUCCACCGAUAAACGGAUAAUUUUACUAUUGGUUUUAAGUCAAUAAUGAGGAGUACACAAUGAAGGAGAUGGUAGGAGGCUGCUGCGUGUGCUCAGACGAGCGGGGUUGGCCCGACAACCCGCUUGUCUACUGUGACGGAAAUGGCUGCACUGUUGCAGUUCAUCAAGCAUGCUACGGUAUUGUCACAGUGCCAACAGGUCCAUGGUUUUGUCGGAAAUGUGAAAGUCCAGAAACGAAAAAUAAAGUUCGCUGCGAGUUAUGCCCGUCUAAGUCUGGGGCUUUGAAGAGGUCAGACACUGGCGGGUGGGCUCACGUGGUGUGUGCGCUGUACAUCCCCGAGGUCAGAUUCGGCAAUGUGACGUCUAUGGAACCUAUUGUCCUGCGCUUGAUUCCACCAGAGAGAUAUAAUAAGACGUGUUACAUCUGCCAAGAUUUGGGUAAGACACACCGCGCGAAUGCCGGUGCUUGCAUGCAGUGCAACAAAUCAGGUUGCAAACAGCAGUUCCACGUGACCUGUGCACAAGGCUUAGGCCUCCUUUGUGAGGAAGCUGGCAAUUAUUUGGACAAUGUAAAGUACUGCGGCUACUGCCAGCACCACUACAGUAAACUGUUCACCAAUCAUGAUGUCACCAUCAUCGCCAAGAAAAAGGGCGGUAACGUAAAGACGAUCCCGCCAUACAAGCCGGUGUCGCACGAUAGUCAGUCGAGCGACUCGAGCUGCGAGAAGGAGGGCGAACCCUCAUGCUCGCCCAAGACUGGCGGCGGCGUGACACCGACACACGCUGGCAAGUCCAAAGGGCCGGGACGUAAGUCAUCGCAUACAACAAACACCGUGGUCUCAGGAAAGAGCACUCCAAACGCAUCAAAAACUCCGAAUCAAAACCAAAUAAUGGCAGAAAUGUCGCAAGAUAUCACAGAAUCGGGUCCGGUCACUCGAAAACACAAGGCUUCUGAGAAAAACAAGAAGAAACCGUCGCCGUCUCGCCGGGGCUCGUCUGCUGGAGACGGUGGUUCCAGCAGUAAGACCAGUACCCCGGCGCCGUCGCCGCAGCACACGACUGAGACUGCAGCAGCUCAACCCAAAGCGUCAGGCAGCUCUACGCCGGCAGUUCCGCCGAAGGUGACGCCCCCAGCGGCAUCACCCAGCGCCAACAAACCAGUAGAACCAGUGGGAGUCAUCAGCUCAGUAGCACAGGCAGUAGCCUCCGUGUCUACCAUCACUACCAAUCCGACUAGUGCUCCAGUGCCUGCAUCGGUGGUGCAGGUACCAACUUCAAAGCCGACAUACCAAGAAUCAGUGAUCACUAAUACAGAUUUAGUGGAGACAAAACAAACAAAGAAGAGGAAGGCAAUUGCAGCUGCUAAUAACAUGAACGCUCCAGUCGAUUAUACUAAUAACAGUACACCGCCUGUUGGGGCGGGUGAAGGCACUUCUCAACCCGGAGGAGUUUGGGAGGCCACACACGUGCCACCAGAUGUACCGCUGGAAAACGUUGACAAAAUUAUUAAGAAGGCUAAGACGGAAGGUCUAGAAGCGAUUCCAGUGCCGACGUCUCACUUCGCGAGCGUGAGUCCCGCGCCUCCGCCACCUCCUCCGCCACCGGCACAUAGCCCGGCCUCUAAUCCCAGUCCAAGGCACCUGCCUAGUCCAAUGCCGGGGCCGAGUGGAAUGAACCAAGUAUCAAACAUACGCUCGCCAUCUAACCCACAGGGCGGCAAGGGCGAUCGCGAGGGGCCUGCAUCGCUUCUCGUGUCGGUGCCGUUGCCCUCCACGAGCCACGGGCUCAACCUCACAGCGCACUCACAGGUACAAAAUGAAAUGCCAGGUCCUUCGCCGCAUAUUUUCCACCAGCCUCAAAAACAAGUCAGUACGCCUAUGGAUACUGGCAUGACAGGACAUUCACCACAUGCUAUGCCCGGGCGCUCCUGGGGAGGUCUUAACGUAGCAUAUGAGUUACAAGAUCCAAAUAAACCAGGUAUGAGUGGCAUGCCUGGUCCUAGUAAGCAGCCAGAUAUGGGCCCCGUGAACAUGGCUCCCAUGCCACCGACUACAGUGAGGACAAAGAAACGAGCCGCCAUGGCCACAUCGGUCGUCGCCAUGGCUAACACAGCUUCUGCUAUACAGACGAUGACAACGCAGACGUUGGCCAGCGUACGUCGCCAGCCACAGCCGACGCCGCCGCCGAUCUACUCGGAGACUAUCAAAGACUCGCCACCGAGCUCACCAAGCUCUGAAAGACCAUUGAAGCCUAAGAUGGAGUCCAAAACCUUCAUGUAUCCCAGGAUCGGAGCUUCUUGUACCGCCCCACACAUGCUAGGCAAUGAGCUUAACCCUGAGAGCGGAGCGGCCGCUUGCCUUCAGGAACAGUUAACCGCUGAACUAGCCGCCCAUGCCGCCGGUAGCGCAGGUGGAGAUACCCUCAUACCGCCGCCGCUUAUCAACAAAGCCGCGCCUGGCGGCAGUAUCAGUUCGGGACGAUCCUCGAGCGCUCAAAGCCUCGACCAGUUGUUGGAACGGCAGUGGGAACAAGGCUCACAGUUCCUCAUGGAACAAGCCCAACAUUUCGAUAUCGCAUCGCUGUUGUCUUGCCUGCACCAGCUGCGCACUGAGAAUGUUCGGUUGGAGGAACAUGUAGGCAGCCUGCUGCAGCGCCGAGACCAUCUGCUCGCGGUUAACGCUCGGCUCGCAAUCCCACUCACUACUGAAAUGGUACUAGGAGAGAGAUGUACGAAUUCAAGUGAUGUGCCAUUGCGUAGUGACGACUGGCCCGCCCGAGCCGAGCCGGUGCACGCGCGAAAAUGGCCCGCAGAUGAUGCAGGUGCGGCCGCCGCCGCCGCCAGUGCGCGCCGCCGAGACUAUCACCUCGGACCGCCCACACCAGCUUAUAAUGCGUGAGGUGCAGCAGAAGCCCAGCUGAAAGGAAGAGGGUGGCGGCGGAGGCGGCGGCGAUGCUGCCGUCCCGGGGCCGUCAUCGGCCAACCCGGCAGCGCUGCACACCGUUCAAACUUUCAUAAUGCUCGAGCAACGACGCAGGGUCGAUUUCUCCAUCGACUCCAUCCUCAAGUUGAACAACUAAAUCGUAGGCGCGCUCGCUUUUAGAAGCCACAUUGAACAUUACGUUGUUCUAGGACAAGGCUUCUACUGCAAGUAUAAAGUGCGUCUGCGUUGUUAGCUCGUGAAGGAGCAAUGUUGUUGCGCGGCUCCAACUCAAUGCCACCACCCGCUAUAAGGACUCAGCUCGACGCCCGUCGGCUUACGGACGAUCUAGUGUUCCAGCUCCGCGGAGCUGUAGUACACUACUAGAGUUAAAGUUCUUAAUGUUAAACUAGAUUAACGCACGGUGUGUGUUAUAUUUUUGGGCAGUUUCAGCGUUUAUACGUCGUGUCGAGGUUGAUAUCUUGAAUGCUGAUGGUCUACUACAAAAGUACGAAACCGAUGCUUAUAGUGUUAUGUAAAUUGUUUGCACAAUGUCUAUCGUAAAGUACUUUUUAAGAAUAAGUGUUCAAGUUUCACAUACGCUUUUGUAUGAUACGGUUUCUCGAGUUGCCAACUUUUUUUGCCCGAUUGUUAAGUGGCGUCCUGUUCGGACCAAAGUUGGUGACGUUCUGCUUUAUCUGUAGAAUACAUUGCGGUAUGUGCACGCCGCAGCUCUGGUUGGUACUUUGGUAUAGAUCUCAGGUCACGGCACCACCGACUGAGUAGAUUAUGCGAAGUGCGGUUUAUUCUAUAAGUGUUAUUGUAUAUUCGACUGGACUAAUAUCUUGAAUCUAUUUGAGUUGUCUGUUCUUUUGAACGACGCAUGCGAUUAAAUGUUUACUUAGAAUUAAGUACUAAAACUAUAUGUGUAUGUACCUAGGUAUGAAUAUAUAAUGAGGUAGAAAGUCACUUUCUACUAAUUAAAGAUUGAAAUUAAUGUUCCAAGGAGGAUUAUGUUCCUCCGCUUAAGUCCAAGAAUGAAAUUUGUUUACUGGGGAUACUGAACAUUUUGUAUAUGAUAUGAAUAAAGUAAUAGAUUAUGUAGCUCUGAAACGCGAAUAUUGAUGGAAUAUAUUGGAGACAUUGGCCUGGACGCGUUGGGAAUGAUUUCAAACGGGACUGUUACACAUAUUGAUGCAUGUUUAAAUUAUUUAUUAUAAAAUAGUUUAAUUGUGUGUUAGUUGUUAAUUGUAUAUGAAUAAUCUUGAUGAAUGUUUACAGUAUUUCGGUUUAUGACCGGCACACGGCUUGGUAAUAAAUAGAUGUUCUUUGAUGAUAAUGUCCGUGCACAGAGCAGGGCCGUGUUCGUAUAGCAGUGUAUGUUAUAAAUAUAUCCAAACACUUGUAGUCAUAAGGUGAAAGCAUGGAUUUAAAUAAUUAUAGAAGUAAUUCUCAUAUUCGAUGUUCUUGGUCGUUUCCUAUGUCUGUGUUAGAUGCGUAACGAUAGUUAUAAUAGUGUCUAGCGUGAGACGCAACCUAUUUGAUGUGUGCGCCACAUACUGUUGAGGGACACGACACGGCCCUUACCUACUAUAACACCUAUUUAUUUCUUAACAUAGUUAACGAGCACAGAUUCAGUAUUUUAUAUAAUUAAUUCACAAUGUGAUAGAGUACGUUCCUUAAUAUUGUGUAUAGCGUUUGGCUCAGAUUAAUAUGUUGUGGGGUAAAAUUACUACGGUUUUCAUACCGAUAUUUGAGGCGUGACGAGCAUUUUUCGGAAAGUAUAUAAUCGAGUGUUUGUUGUGUGGAAUGUUGACGCUCGAUAUCAGGUUAUGUGCUGGCAGAAUCCGGCCAAUAAGAGCUUUUCCUCUAAUUCGGCACCAGAACGGCAAUCUCGAAUCGCUGUGAGGUGCCUUCGUGCCGGUGGCGUUAAAUACGAUUGACUGCUCUGUUCGUCGCGUACAAUACGUAACACCCAUUAUUAUAUGGAUGUUUUAUAAGUCAUUAUAUUACCGUUGUCUCACUUAACUUAAUCAAAUCAAUGUAUCGAUUAUAUUGUCAUAAUAUAUGUUGAAUGUUGUUGAUCGAUGUACAACUAUUAUAUCUCGAUGUUGAAUGUUAAGUGGACUAAUAUUUGUUCCAAGAUAUCGAUAUUAAAUGUUUGAUCUAUUAGUACUCACCUACUUACCAGGCCAGUCACUCCCUUUGGUCACUGGGGCCGUCUUAUAGCUUCUCCUCGCUGAAGUAAGGGCUUCCUGUGUUGUCCAUGCAGUUGUAGUUAAAUCAGUAUAAAUUAUAUGCGUUGUUGAUAAGUCGAUGUUGUUAGUUCGCAUAAAGAUGUUAUGUGUCUCGGUACGGUGUGGAUGCCACAGACGUUGAUCUCGUUCCACUUAGCCUCGUGACACAUAAGCUCUUGAUGCAUCCUCAAAUAAUAUUAAAUGGUUAAAUGUCAGUUUGUAAGAUCUUCAAUCACUGGUGUAGUUCCUUCCUCUCCCCACUUGGGAUAGUAUUUAUGAAGAAACUUCAAUAGAACUCGAAUGUUUCUUCAAGACGGCUCUAAUAUUCACUUCUUGUUUCGCUAAUAUAAAUCAGCUUAAACGUAUUUACAUAUUUCAAAACUAACUGAAAUCUGAUAGGUAUCUCCCAGUAUACUGAAAAAGACUCACUCUAUUUCAAAUUAUACAAUAAUCUUAUUUUAAAAUUUUACUUGUAUUAUUUUAUGUUUCAAAUCAUGACAAGUUCAACGUUUUAAUAUUUCUGUGAAGCGGUUGCUGAGAAACAGCUGCAUUUCACGUCAAUAUUUUAACGUUAUUCUACGCAUUAUCGAACUGAUUAUUUGACUUUCAUUUUAAUUGUUGGCGACUAUUGUCACUUUCAAAUAAACUAUAAAUCUCAAGUAUUUUGAUAAAGUAAAUAUUAUAAUCAAUCGAUUUUAAACUUAAAAUUUUAAUCAAUGUUUUAAAAAUAAUUAUAUACCUAUAAUAACGUUAUAUUCUUCCUCUUGGAAUAAAAACAUAGCGGCGUUACUGCAGAUAAGAGUUCUUUAUUCCUAAAUGAAUACUUUAACGUAACACAUUAAUAGGUAAUUAUAUCUGACCUGCAAAUAAAGAGGAAACAAAUAAUGUUUUUACUCCAUAUUAAUUAUUUUACAAAAACGCUGUCUGACAUUUUGAAUGUCUGACCACUCAACGUAAAGAAACGACAUCUAAGUGAAGUCGUUUUCUUUUUGUACCUAUCAAGAAUUAUAUAGAAUUUUAACUACGUUUUAACAAAAUAUAUAACAGUUAUGACAUUGAAGAUUUAUGCCGAUUUGAAACAUAAUUUAUUCUUGAUUAAUAAACAUUGUUUGAACUGACGGUGUGCAAUAUUGUCAGGGGAUAAGCAGAGAAAUGUAACGAAGGAAUAUAAAAUGCUAAGUUAGACCUUUUCUGAGAUAUUAUGAUGAUGUUCCAACUUAAUAAAAUAUUCAUCAUUAUUUGUCUCGACUCUCGUUCAGCUUACAUACAUGACUUCACGCCUGUCUCCCAUGGGGGUUGGUAGAGACUAUGGAACGCCAAUUACUACGAUUCCUACAUACAUUCUUUCUGCUUGGGGGCUGCUAAAGAAAUGAUAAAGUUCAAACAAUGCCUAUUAGUUUUUCCGUUAUCAACAGUGUAUAUUAAGGUACGCUUCAUUUCAAAGCGAAUAAUACUUUUGUUGUAAAUUAUGUUGUUUUAAGUAUUUUUAAGUUUUAUGCAUUAAGUAUCAAUGUUUUUUAACCGAAUGGCGUGGAUGCGAGGUUCAUUACGUUUUGCACGGUAAUGUAAACACCCUAGAUUUAGUUUCGUUGAGACUGGUUUAAAGAGCAGUGCUCAUGUUUUAGAAAAGUGGGGCAUGCAGGUUAAAUGGAAUAAUACCAUUUCAUUAGUCUGCUGCACGUUUCGUUUGCUCAGUGCAGUCUACAAAGAGUAUUUUAAUGCAUACCUUUUAGCACUAAGCUCGGCCUACUGCCCAAUGUAAACGAGACGGACUAUGAGCCUCUCCAUCUAGCGCGAGGGUUUGGUAAAUAUUUUCCUAGGAUAGUGCGCUUAGACCAUUGUAAACUUCAAACGAAGUGAUCUCAGUCGAUAGUACUGAUAUUUUACGAAAUCAUAUUCCUACUGAUGCUUGUACUAUAGAAAUAUGAUCUCGUUUUUGAGGGAAUCGUAACGAAAAUUAAGGACUGAUUGUUUAUAAUUAGUUUUAAUUCGUUAAUUUGGUUACAUAUGCAAAUUUUAUUUAGGUACUACCAAUUCAAUGUCAUGCUCUUAGUGAUUACAAAAUCCUAUUGCAUUUAUUGGAUCUAUCAAUUUCAGUCAAUUACGAAAUGUAAUAGAACCUUAAUAAAUCACUACACAAA